This is a messenger RNA of Phycomyces blakesleeanus NRRL 1555(-), 219 nucleotides long. RefSeq lists its product as hypothetical. The record is from RefSeq and is a predicted model, not a curated record. The transcript has 2 exons. The coding region runs from base 1 to 219 and encodes 72 amino acids. NCBI's taxonomy places the organism in Eukaryota, Fungi, Mucoromycota, Mucoromycetes, Mucorales, Phycomycetaceae.
AUGUUUACAGCAUUAAGCUCGUCUCUAACCAAAGAUCUGGAAAAACUGUCACCCCUCCAGGCCGUUGCUGAGCUCUGUGGCCAUGAUUUGUGGUCAGACCAAUCAAUUGAAGCACAACGAGCAGAACGAUGGAAAUUAGCAGAGUCGUUUUUAGGUCUCGAACGCUUAUUUGAUGAUAAUGAAGGAUGGAAUGAAAAUGGAAUGAUGGCAAAACUAUAA